Heterotrigona itama is the source of this 551-nucleotide messenger RNA. The record is from the annotation of a GenBank genome assembly. NCBI's taxonomy places the organism in Eukaryota, Metazoa, Arthropoda, Insecta, Hymenoptera, Apidae.
AUGUUUGGUGUUUUUCAGGGGCGCAGUAUGUGCCCGGCGCUGGGCUUGGCGCUGCACCCCAGAACAGGAGCUACAUCUACAACUACGUGCCACCACCGAGCUAUCCACCGUCCAGAAUCGACAAAUACAGGGGUGGUACCGACAUACAGAAAAGAAUGACUCAAAGGGAGGAUACAUUGAGGUUCGAGCAGGGCCGUAUCAAGGCCCUGCAGGAGGAACGUCUGCACAUACAGAAGAAGACGUUCACCAAAUGGAUCAACUCGUUUCUGUUGAAGAAUUGUCCUCAAAGUGAACAUUUGGACGACGCGAGAAUACCUGUGUGUAGGGGGAAAAAAAUGUCACGUUACUUCCAAUCAGACAGGUUGGAUGUAUCUAGACAGGAAGCACGCAUGGAAGUGGAGGAUUUAUUUACGGAUCUAGCGGACGGCAAGAAGUUGCUAAAACUGCUGGAGAUCAUCUCCGGCGAACGACUGGCCAAACCUAACAAUGGCCGCAUGCGAGUGCACAAAAUCGAGAACGUGAACAAGUCCCUGGCGUUUCUUCACACAAAG